This is a messenger RNA of Candoia aspera, 1038 nucleotides long. RefSeq names its product adaptor related protein complex 1 subunit sigma 1 (gene AP1S1). Gene Ontology annotation, biological process: intracellular protein transport; vesicle-mediated transport. Bases 14 to 487 code for a protein of 157 amino acids. Gene Ontology annotation, molecular function: clathrin-cargo adaptor activity. The transcript is spliced from 4 exons. Lineage: Eukaryota; Metazoa; Chordata; Lepidosauria; Squamata; Candoiidae. The record is from RefSeq and is a predicted model, not a curated record. Gene Ontology annotation, cellular component: AP-1 adaptor complex; intracellular membrane-bounded organelle; membrane coat.
CUGUGCCCCGCAGAUGCGCUUCAUGCUCCUCUUCAGCCGGCAAGGGAAGCUGCGUCUCCAGAAGUGGUACUUGGCCACCUCCGACAAGGACAAGAAGAAGAUGGUGCGGGAGCUCAUGCAGGUGGUGCUGGCGCGCAAGCCCAAGAUGUGCAGCUUCUUGGAGUGGCGGGACCUGAAGGUGGUCUACAAAAGGUAUGCCAGCUUGUACUUCUGCUGCGCCAUUGAGGGGCAGGACAAUGAGCUGAUCACCCUGGAACUCAUCCAUCGAUACGUGGAGCUGCUAGACAAAUACUUUGGCAGCGUGUGUGAGCUGGACAUAAUUUUCAACUUCGAAAAGGCUUACUUCAUCCUGGAUGAGUUCCUGAUGGGCGGGGAGGUGCAGGACACCUCCAAGAAGAGUGUCUUGAAAGCCAUUGAGCAGGCAGAUCUCCUGCAAGAGGAGGACGAGUCGCCCCGGAGCGUGUUGGAGGAGAUGGGGCUGGCGUAGCCAAGGCCCCAUUCGGAGUCUCAGGCAAUCUGCCCUCACCGCCCCGCCUCGCCCCCCCCCACGGCCCCGCAGGCUCCGCAGACCCCUGCUCGUGAGGCUCCUCUGUGGUGGGCAGCUGGACUCUCCGGCCCCCAGCCCUGUGCCCAGUGGCUCUCCCUGGGGGGCAGGACCCAGAGCAUAUUGGUCAUGUUCUGGGGUGCUGGUGGGCGAAAGCUCCAUUUCCCCGUCUUCUUCAUUGCUCAGUCUGUUCCCACCCCCUCUCACGCCCACAGCAUUGCCAGGCGGCCUGUGACAGAGUCUGGCCGGGGCAUCGUCUCCUGCCCGCUCUCCAUGGCUUCCUCUGAGGCUGGCACAGUGUGGGGAGAGUCCGAGGUCACCAGUACAGCAGCCGCUUCCUGGCACCCGGAGGCUGCUCUCUGGAGGUUGGGGUUUUUGGGGGGGGGGGUUCUCUUUUCUCUGCCUUGCCCUGCCCUGCAGGUGGUUCUCUCCAGCCCAAGGAAUGGGAGGGGAGCAUCUUCCCAGGUUUUCUGGAAUAAAAUGUGUCUGGAAGA